AGGAACCCACGGCUUUGAUUGCACAAUCACACAACAAAAAGUUCUAUUUCGGGUUCUUACGAUCUUAAACAUAGAAAUAUAACACAAACAGUCUUGAAGUGUUUCGGUAGAUCAAAAAUAUACUUGUGGACUUGAGAUCUAGGAUUUUAGAGGCGGGUUUCUGUGAUUAUUCCCGCCAUACGGCAGAUCAUAAGACUUGGUUUCGGGGAAGUUUUCUAAGCCAACAGAGAUGGCAUCAAAUGGUACAGAAGGAGAAAGCAGUGCUGAUAGAAACGUCGAGAUAUGGAAGAUCAAAAAGUUGAUAAAAAGUUUAGAAGCAGCGAGGGGCAAUGGUACAAGCAUGAUUUCCUUGAUCAUUCCACCCAAAGACCAGAUAUCUCGGGUGUCCAAAAUGCUGGCUGAUGAGUUUGGUACUGCAUCUAACAUCAAGAGUAGAGUCAACAGGUUAUCUGUUCUUGGUGCCAUCACAUCAGUACAGCAGCGACUCAAAUUGUAUAACAAAGUUCCACCGAACGGCCUUGUGAUAUACUGUGGUACCAUUGUGACAGAUGAAGGAAAAGAAAAGAAAGUUAACAUUGACUUUGAACCAUUCAGACCCAUCAACACAUCCUUAUAUCUCUGUGAUAAUAAAUUUCAUACCGAGGCCCUAACGGCCCUGCUAGCAGAUGACAACAAGUUUGGCUUCAUUGUUAUGGAUGGAAAUGGUGCCCUGUUUGGCACACUCUCAGGAAAUACUCGAGAGGUUCUCCACAAGUUUACAGUCGAUUUACCCAAAAAGCAUGGAAGAGGAGGACAGUCUGCUCUGCGUUUUGCACGUCUCCGUAUGGAAAAACGACACAACUAUGUCCGAAAAGUUGCUGAGGUUGCCGUGACGCUAUUCAUCACAAACGACAAACCAAAUAUUGCAGGCUUAGUUUUGGCUGGUUCUGCAGAUUUCAAAACGGAACUGAGUCAAUCAGAUAUGUUUGAUCCUAGGCUGCAAGCAAAAAUCAUCAAGAUAGUUGAUGUGUCAUAUGGUGGGGAGAACGGAUUUAAUCAGGCCAUUGAACUGGCAGCUGAUGCUUUGGCAAAUGUUAAAUUUAUUCAGGAAAAAAAACUCAUAGGGAGAUACUUUGAUGAAAUCUCACAAGACACAGGAAAAUACUGUUUUGGAGUGGAUGAUACACUUAGAGCUUUAGAAAUGGGAGCAGUUGAUAUCCUCAUUGUUUGGGAAAAUCUGGAUAUUACGCGAUAUGUGUUGAAAAAUCAUCAGACAGAAGUUGAAAAUAUUCUUCAUCUGAAACCAGAACAAGAGAAAGAUAAAACUUACUUUAUAGACAAAGAUACGGGUGUAGAGUUGGAGUUGUCAGAACAGAUGCCUCUUCUGGAAUGGUUUGCAAACAAUUAUAAGAAGUUUGGUGCCACAUUAGAAAUUAUCACAGACAAAUCACAAGAAGGAGCGCAGUUUGUGCGAGGUUUUGGUGGAAUAGGAGGGAUUUUACGGUAUCAGGUCGACUUCCAGGUCUUUAACACCCCUACAUUUGACGACUAUGAGGAUUUUGAUCUUGAUGACUAUUAGACUGUGUCACUGCAAAUCACAAAUACUGUUGCCGGAUAAAUCCACAUACAAGGCCUUUAACAAAGAAUGUGUACAUUUCUGUCUUCAUCCCUGUGCAAGUGUUUGAAGAUGAAACAAUUCUCUGGAGCCAAAUUCCUGUGUAGACUUUUUGACAUAUGACUGCAGGAAGGAGAAAGUGUUUUUCUGAUUUUACAAAAUACAUGAUUGACAAAAUCGCCGUAGAGGAUUUGACUUAUUGCUACUAUUCUACACUUUUUAAAGCAUACAAGUAAAAAAAAUUGAAGUCUGUUGAAUGUGAUCUUAAUUUCUGAUAUCUGCUGUGGUUGAAAUCUUGGUAGUAUUUUUCACUAUUGUAUUGUAUAUUACAGUUUGACAUCUACAAUGGCUGAAAGCUAGAUGAAGCUUUCAUGUGUAAAUGUUCUAAGCAAUUUAUUCUCCAUUGCUUCAGAUAUCUGUCUUUCAGAUGGCUUUCAUUUUCAUAACUGGAGUAUGGGAUAAUGCUUCAACUUAAUAGGCUGAUUAGGGCAGUUCUUUAUUCUGUUUCACAGUUAUAGAAUUAAAUACCCCUAUGCUUUGAAAGUAAUUACAAACCACAAAAUAUAAACUUUAGUUCUAAAAUAUUUUAGAAUCUCUACUUUUCUGGACAAACUUGUAUUUUUUUCCACAGUUGAGCUGCCACUAGUUCCGAUAUGACACAUGAAUACUACAUGAAAUAUUAAGUCUUUACAAUUUUCUUAUUGUUUCCACCAAAAGAUCUCCACAGAUACUUCUUGUAUAAAUUGUAUUCAAAUGUUUUCAGCUGCAAAGAAACCUGUUUCUAGAUGUAACAGAAAUGUUUUCUAGCUAAAUUAUAUUUAAUAGGCAGCUUUCCAAUUUGACAGUUUCCAAAAUACAGAGUAGACAGAAUCAGGAAAUUGAUUUAAAAAAAAACAUCUACAAAAAAAAUCUUUCUUUGUGGAGAAGUAAACGAAAUAUUCUUGUCUUAACCUCAGGUAACAAUGUCAAGGAUAUUACAUUUGAGAUUGAUUUAAUUAUACUUAAAUCAUAACCAAUUAUUAGAUUGCAUACAAAUUAAUUUUUUUUUAUUGAAUCACAGCUCCCUCCAGAUCUUGCACAACUUCUGUACAUAGGAGAUUUUCAGAGAUAUUAAUUUAAAUAUGAGAGUUGAAUUGUGUACGAAAGUGUUGAUGCAGGGAUUAACAUAUUUAUUUCAAACUUUGUCAAUCAAAUCAGAUCAUUAUUCCUUUAUUUUGUGUAUUAAGCAUGCAUAAAUAAGGACUAUCGGUAGCUACUGAUCAAUCACAACAGCAGUGUGUAGCCUUUAAUCACUGUGGAGCUGCCAGAUGAUUUCAGAGUAUACUAUGUAUACUAAUCUUUUGAUGUAGAAAUAUAUUACAGCAAAAAAUAGUAUAUAAUGCCAGUAGCAGGGGAACUGGAGAAACAAUUAACUGUGCAAUGGUGUUAAUGUAAUAUAAUCAAUUAUAAGAACAAAAUGUCUCCAAAUCUGUGAAAAAUGAUACAAAAGUGCUGAUGAUUUUUGAGGGCAUUUAUUUUGCCUUGCUCUGGUUUACAGUCCAGAGUAUUCACAUUCUAAAUCAAUAUUUACAGGACCUAGCAAUACACUAAAUAUAAAUGGACGUAAACACAAAUGCCUUCGUCUUAAAUUGCACAUAAGUUUAAAUUGUAAAUACUGAUGUUUAUGCUCUGGUAUGUUUUCAUAUCAAUGCGAAAAGGGCUAUGGUAUCUUGAUGCAUUACGCAAAUCAGUUUGUGUUUCAACUAAUUGUUUGAUGUCCUGUGAACACUGUGAACAGAUGUAGCAGGAGGGUGUUGUUGUAAUGUGAAUGUUCUGUUUAAAAGGAUGUUAAUUAUUGAGACUAAAUGUGAUUGGGCCUCCUCAGUCUGAUUUCUAAUGGCUUUGUCACACUGUUUUAAGCCAUCUCCUGACACAAGUAUCCCUUUAGACAUGUUGCAGGUAUUGUAUGCCUAAGUAAAGGACAAAACUCCUGCAAUAUCUAUAUGACUAUAUCAUAUACAGUUACAAAAUACUUUUAAAACACCAAAAGUAGCUCAACCCAUUGAAUAAGGAUAUAGAGAAGAGUAUGACACUUUUUUGUGUAGUAAAUUUUCCGUAUGACAUUUCCGAGUUUGUGAUUUAUACCAGAGAUAUCGGAGACUAGAGUGAUAGACUGUUGAGGAGUUACCAAGUAGACUGAACAGCUUUCAAGCGCUCAAGUUUUCGUUUUUUUUCUUUUGUGCGGGGAGGGGGUGGGAGUGCUGGGGAUAUUUUGUAUGUACAGUAAAUGAAUUGUGGUUGAACUAUUACCGUGAAAUGUUUGUAUCCUAUAAGUUUCCUAUUAAAAUAUUCUUUAUGCAGUUACUGAUUGAAAUAUAUAUAUAUAUAUUAGGAUUCAGUGAAGAGUCCAUGUUGAAGAUUUCAAACCAGGUCAUACAUAUUGUACAUGUAUAUGCAGGAAGUAUGCUUAAGUUUCAUUUUGUUUGAAGUUAAUGUGAUGAAAUGUGAUGAGAGAUGGUACCCAUUUGUCAUCCUAAAUCUUACGGUAGUGUUGUAUGUCUUUACAAGGAGGUCCAAAGUCUCCCUAACCCUCCCUAUCACUCUCUAUAAUCAAAGAACUUGAAGUCUUGAUUCUUGAUUGAUUUAGGACAUUUGAUAUCUUGUUCAUGAAUGAAGACAUUUACAGUGUCAUCUGACUGUCCAUUGCUUGUUGAUUCAUUUGACAAGUUCAGAGAUUUGCUAUAUUCUUUUUAACUUCAAACAGUAUUUAUAGAUUUGAUAUCAAAACAUCUAAAAAAUCACAUGAUUUCUGGUAUUUUACUAAUGGUUAACAUGAGUUUCUUUCAUUCUAAAAAACAGCAGUUGAUUUAAACACUGUAAGCCUUACCUUUUGUCAGUCUUGAAAUUGAUAAACAUACAGGUGUAUUUACUUCAUUCAUGUUGUAAAACAUUGCUUCACAACACUCAUACCAUCAUUGUGGUGACAAUCCUCUCCUACCUUGUAUAAUAUUAUACCAUCCAUAUCUUGGCAAUUUCCUCAUGCAUUCUCCAUAUUGGGAAUCCUACCAAUCUUGUGGGGGCAGUCUCUUCCAGCUCUUUUCAUAUCAAGAAUCCUACCACCCUUGAGGGGGCAGUCUCUUCCAGCUCUUAAUAUUGGGAAUCCUACCAACCCUGUGGGGGCAGUCUCUUCCACCUCUUUUGAUAUCAAGAAUCCUACCACCCUUGAGGGGGCAGUCUCUUCCAGCUCUUUUCAUAUUGGGAAUCCUAACAACCUUGUUGGGCCAGUCUCUUCCAGCUCUUUUCAUAUCAAGAAUCUUACCACCCUUGAGGGAGCAGUCUCUUCUAGCUCUUUUCAUAUUGGGAAUCCUGCCAUCCUUGUGGGGACAAUCUCUCAGCUCUUUUCAUAUCAAGAAUCCUACCAACCUUGUGGGGACAGUCUCUUCCAGCUCUUUUCAUAUCAAGAAUCUUACCACCCUUGUGGGGACAUACACUUCUGUAUGACAUAUUCAGGUAGCCAUAUCUAUUUAUGCUUGUUCAGCUAUGUGAAUUAACAAGUUUUAUUGUCUAAAUACAUUUGUUUGACACUUUCUUUAGAAAUCAGAAUUUAAAGUACUUCACAAAAUAUAAUGGCAUAAAAAAAAAAUUUGAAAGGAAUUAAUCAAAUUGAUAUGCCAACAUUAAAUUUGAUUUUUUUUUGACUCAGAAUAUUUGUUGUGUUUGUACCAUCUUUCAAUGAUGAAGAUUACCUCAGUGUACUGAAAAUAUAUUGUAUGAGCUAAAAAAAUGAGGAAAAGUUUCAGUUUUGUUCAAAUGUUUUGAACUAAAUGUACUUUAAGCCACCAUAGGAAUAAAAAUGUAAUACAAGAAA
Molecule: messenger RNA, 5441 nt
Organism: Ylistrum balloti
Lineage: Eukaryota; Metazoa; Mollusca; Bivalvia; Pectinida; Pectinidae
Product: eukaryotic peptide chain release factor subunit 1
Exons: 11
Coding region: 230-1558 (442 amino acids)
Biological process (GO): cytoplasmic translational termination
Cellular component (GO): cytosol; translation release factor complex
Molecular function (GO): translation release factor activity, codon specific; sequence-specific mRNA binding
Source: RefSeq, a predicted model, not a curated record